GACGCCAUUGCAAAGUCACUUGAUCCCGAAAAAAAAACAAAGAACAAAAACUUAUCUUCAUCACUACUCUUAAAUCAUUUGAUCGAAACCCAUUUUUAAGAAUCAUCAUUACAGGAGAAAAGUUAGCUCCUUUUCUUUAUAUUCCCCAGUCGGUGCUUCUCCCGAGAGAUUUCGCUCAUCUUGUUCACUAACAAACAAUGGCGGAUCUCAACCCCAGGAUCGAGAUUUCGUUUCUUGAAACCUUCAUUUGCAGCGCUUUCGCUGCUUGUUUCGCAGAGUUAUGUACGGUACCAUUGGACACAGCUAAAGUAAGGCUACAGCUCCAAAGAAAGAUCCCAACUGGGGACGGAGAUAAUUUGCCCAAGUACAGAGGCUCCUUGGGUACUCUCUCUACCAUAGCAAGAGAAGAAGGCAUCUCGGGGCUCUGGAAAGGCGUUAUUGCAGGGCUGCAUCGUCAAUGUAUCUAUGGUGGCUUAAGGAUUGGUUUAUAUGAGCCUGUCAAGACGCUUUUGGUUGGAAGUGACUUUAUUGGGGAUAUUCCAUUAUAUCAGAAGAUUCUUGCUGCUUUGUUAACCGGAGCUAUAGCAAUCAUAGUAGCAAAUCCAACUGAUCUUGUUAAAGUUCGGCUUCAGUCAGAAGGAAAACUACCAGCUGGGGUUCCUAGGCGUUACGCAGGAGCUGUAGACGCUUAUUUCACCAUAGUGAAGAUGGAAGGAGUUAGUGCGUUGUGGACAGGGCUUGGUCCUAAUAUAGCAAGGAACGCUAUUGUAAACGCUGCAGAGCUAGCUAGUUAUGAUCAAAUCAAAGAGACAAUUAUGAAAAUUCCAGGAUUUGGAGACAGUGUUCUAACUCAUCUGCUAGCUGGGCUAGCUGCUGGAUUCUUUGCUGUUUGUAUCGGUUCUCCAGUUGAUGUGGUGAAAUCUAGAAUGAUGGGAGAUUCUACUUACCGUAACACAAUUGAUUGCUUCAUCAAAACCAUGAAGACUGAGGGGAUUAUGGCUUUCUACAAAGGAUUCCUCCCGAAUUUUACACGGCUAGGAACUUGGAACGUUGUUAUGUUCCUCACACUAGAACAAGUGAAGAAAGUGUUUCUAAGAGAAGUAUUGUUAGAUUGAUUCCCGAGAUCCCUCGUCUUAAAGAACAUAUACCUUAUUACAUUAUAUUCGUUAUUAAGACGUCGAAUUGUUAUAUAUACACUUCUACGUUACGUGAACUUUCGUCAGUUAGAUUAAUAAUGAAAACAUUCUUAUCCAA
This is a messenger RNA of Raphanus sativus (radish), 1254 nucleotides long. RefSeq names its product mitochondrial uncoupling protein 2. NCBI's taxonomy places the organism in Eukaryota, Viridiplantae, Streptophyta, Magnoliopsida, Brassicales, Brassicaceae. Gene Ontology annotation, biological process: mitochondrial transmembrane transport; mitochondrial transport. Gene Ontology annotation, cellular component: mitochondrial membrane. Gene Ontology annotation, molecular function: oxidative phosphorylation uncoupler activity. Bases 198 to 1115 code for a protein of 305 amino acids. The transcript is spliced from 9 exons. The record is from RefSeq and is a predicted model, not a curated record.